Molecule: messenger RNA, 1526 nt
Organism: Vicugna pacos (alpaca)
Lineage: Eukaryota; Metazoa; Chordata; Mammalia; Artiodactyla; Camelidae
Gene: B3GALT6
Product: beta-1,3-galactosyltransferase 6
Biological process (GO): protein O-linked glycosylation; glycosaminoglycan biosynthetic process
Cellular component (GO): Golgi membrane
Molecular function (GO): galactosylxylosylprotein 3-beta-galactosyltransferase activity
Source: RefSeq, a predicted model, not a curated record
CGCCGCCUCUACUGGGGCUUCUUCUCCGACCGAGGCCGUGUCCGGCCAGGGGGCCGCUGGCGCGAGGCCGCCUGGCAGCUCUGCGACUACUACCUGCCCUACGCGCUGGGCGGCGGCUAUGUGCUCUCCGCCGACCUCGUGCACUACCUGCGCCUCAGCCGCGAGUACCUGCGCGCCUGGCACAGCGAGGACGUGUCUCUGGGCGCCUGGCUGGCGCCGGUGGACGUGCAGCGGGAGCACGACCCUCGCUUCGACACCGAGUACAAGUCCCGUGGCUGCAGCAACCAGUACCUGGUGACGCACAAGCAGAGCCUGGAGGACAUGCUGGAGAAGCACCAGACGCUGGCGCGCGAGGGCCGCCUGUGCAAGCGGGAGGUACAGCUGCGCUUGUCCUAUGUCUACGACUGGUCGGCGCCGCCCUCACAGUGCUGCCAGAGGAAGGAGGGCAUCCCCUGACCACCGCCCUGAGCCGGCCCGCGCACCCGGGAUGGCAGGGCUCCCGGCCUGCACGCAGUCCUGCUGCAUGUGAGGGUGCAGGGGAGGCCAGGACAGAGUCACUGGGGGGUCUGUGGGGCAGCAGCUGACAUGGCCUCCCACGGCCUUACACUGGCAAAGCCCACAGCUUCUGGCUAGCUGUGAGGAUGAAGGCAGCCCUCUAGAGGACCUGGGCUACCCAUCUGCCAUGGGCCUUUGGGUGGAUGCCAAGCAGCGGUGGAUAACUCCUAGGCCCCAGCUCCAGUCUUCACCCAGGAGUCCGCCUCCAUGUCCAUACGUGGCAGCCUAGUCAAGCACAGGUCUGGGAGACCCCUAGGGCAGGCCGGAGCUAGCGUCAUGUCCUGGUAGAAGGGUCCUGUCCUGCAUUUGGACAUUGCCUGGAUUAGGGAGCAGCCUGGCUGUGGGAGCGCCAGCAGACAGCCCCAACGGAGACCUGUCCAUUCACUGUCCUCUCCUGAGUCAGGGCUAAGGAGCCAGAGGCUGUAGCUGACCGGAGUUGCAGGACCUGACCCCAAAGAAGAAUUUCUGACACUUUCUGUGGUGGGACAGUGUCAUGUCCUGCAUCCAUUGUGCUGACCACCCCCCUAGGAAAUCGGUCUGUGCUGAGAACUGUGACUGCCGCAGACUGACCCAGGGCCCUGGCACUUGGACCCACCGGCUUUACUGGAGAUGGCUGUCAUUCUGUUUGGUCAAGUCAGCCAACCCUGUGUCUCCUGUUGGUAUUGCUGUCACACGUCUGUCUAGGAUUUAGCUCCACUUUGUGUGAACCAGCAUUCGUGGCGUUUCGGUCUGUGUGCUGCCCUGGGGUGGAAUGGUGCACGUAACUCAGCACUGACCUGCAGUUUAUUCACAAGCUUUGUAAAUUUGUGAUGAUGAGAGUUCACGUUGGGGGUGCGUAGGUCUGUAUGUGUUUUAAAUUAUUUAAGAGAAAACUUUUCUAUCAGAACUUGGACUUGUGGCUUAAUAUGUUUUUACAGCCUGAGUUGUAGACCACUGGCUGCUGAAGUGUUGAGACAUGCAAGCAUUUAAAG